AACCAUCAGUGGAAGUCGAAAGAGUAUUUGUCGUUGAAUCUUCCUCAUAUCUUACUGACGAUGUCAUGACUGGUGCGUUGUUUUCAUCCACCUUGUGUGAAUUUGAAGAAUCCUUUUCAUCUAAUGACAUUUUCUCAAUUGAAAGUGGUUGCGUAAAUGACAUACACACUGGUUAUAUUCUUCAACAGAAGCUGUUUUAUGCCACUUUUAUAAAACUGGAGUAGUUAAAACAUAUAAUUAUGAUUAUUGCUGCUCUGAAUU
Messenger RNA from Babesia bovis T2Bo, 261 nucleotides. RefSeq lists its product as uncharacterized. The transcript has a single exon. The record is from RefSeq and is a predicted model, not a curated record. Lineage: Eukaryota; Apicomplexa; Aconoidasida; Piroplasmida; Babesiidae. The coding region runs from base 66 to 224 and encodes 52 amino acids.